UCCGUUUUGGCGCACGCGGAAGUGAAAGAAUCCGAUUUCCUUUUCCUAUAAAUUUCAAAAAUAAACACGGUAAACUUUUGUAGGCGCUAAGUAUUUAAUUUUAUUUAUAAACUAAGUUCAGAUCGCAGUAUUGUGAUUGUGCUUUAGUGAAUUUCCAAAGAUGGAAGUAACAGACUUUAGUGAUAUUCUCAAUGGUCGUUCAAUAAAAAUGGAAAGCAAUGAUGGCCCGUUUGAUGAUAACACUGGCGUAGAAUCUUCGGAUCCAUUAUCAAUGAUUCCGCAGUAUGUUACAGAAAGUGAUUUGGGUUUGAUCCCAUCCGGAACAGAAAUCCUACAAACUCCCCUGACCGUCUUCAAUGACACUCCUGAUGAAGAUGACACGAUGCAGAGCACAGAUUCUAGCGAAGAGGUGAUAGUACAAUUGAUGGACAUAAGGACUCGACUGUCGAAACUGCGCACCAUGCUGGAGAGGAGACUGGGCGUUGACCUCUCCGAUCACACAUUCUGGCUGCAAGACGCUAAGAUGCUGGAAAGCCACAAAACUUUAGUAGAACAGUGCAUCCGAGGGGAAGGCGUUGUGCAAGUCAACAUACAAAUCAAAUCAAACGAGAGAAAAAUCAACAUAUUGGACGUUCUGAAACCUGACGAGGAAUUGGUGCCGCUAGCCACUGAGCCGAGGAUGGAUGAUGACUAUUUACCUCUAGAAGAUUCUAUGACCGUUCAAGAAGAACAAACAACAGCAGAAGAGGAGAAGUCAUUGCCAUACGCGGCGUGCGUCAAAUGGGUGGUAGACUCUCAGUUCAAGGCCGACCAUAGAGUAAGGGUGCCGGAUGACCCCAUGCAAUGGUCCGUUCAGCACGUGAAACUCUGGAUCCAGUGGGCGGUGAGACAGUUCAAGCUGUCUGGAGUGAGGCUCGCGGAUUGGCACAUCACCGGUGAACAGCUGUGUCACAUCACCAACAAACAGUUCAAAGCAAAAGUACCUUCUGACCCGGGGGACCUGUUCUGGACGCAUUUUGAACUGCUAAGGAAAUGCAAAUUUAUUGCGGUGGUACAGAAUGACGAGUCUCCACUCAAAGAUAGCUUAGAAGUGCCACAGUCUGCCAUUAAGAAGAAACCGAAACAGCUUUAUUUAAGAGCCAACAACGACGAGGAAUCGGCGGCUCACGCGACCAGGAACGGCAACAACGGGCAGGUGCAGCUGUGGCAGUUCCUGCUGGAGCUGCUCACCAGCGCGGAGCACUUCGACGUCAUACGGUGGCACGGCGCGGAGGGCGAGUUCAAGCUGCUGGAGCCGGAGCGCGUGGCGCGGCUGUGGGGCGCGCGCAAGCACAAGCCGGCCAUGAACUACGAGAAGCUGUCGCGCGCGCUGCGCUACUACUACGACGGGGACAUGAUCGCCAAGGUGGCCGGCAAGCGAUUCGUGUACAAGUUCGUUUGCGACCUACGACAACUUAUCGGCUACGACGCCGGGGAGCUCGCCGAGCUCGUAAAGGGCGUCCACGACGGCGGGGCGUGCGAGGAAUAGCUGGCUUCUACGACAACACGCCGCAGAGCAGAAUGGGGCCGCUCUCCGUGUGGUUAAAGGCGAUUGAGGGUACUUCAAUUCAGCGCUACGAAAGUAUUCUUCAAAUGGGUUGACGUGAUGCGAUGGCUGGUCAUGAAACUGAUGUUAUACUUUUCAGUUGAAAGAAGAUAAAUUGUUAGAUGCGAGCUUGCAUGAAGAGAGUUAUGAAUGUGGAUGAAGCGAAGGAAGUGUGCAGAGAUCGUGGCAAGUGGAAACAUGUGGUCUCUGCUUCUCCCUCCGGAAAAAAAAUGAUAAAUUCUUACUAUCUUGAUGCAGGGCUUUGACUCGACGGCAUAUGAUGAGAAUACGGGGUAGACAGAGCCAACAGUCUUGAAAAGACUGAAUGGCCACGUUCAGCUAUUUGGCUUAAUGAUAGAAUUGAGAUUCAAAUAGUGACAGGUUGCCUGUAAUAAUCCCAAGUUUGUAAGCCUAUCCCUUAGUCGCCUUUUACGACAUCCAUGGGAAAGAGAUGGAGUGGUCCUAUUCUUUUAUGUAUAGGUGCCGGGAACCACACGGCACACCUUUAUUAAAUAUAAAUGAAACAUAUGUACAUCUUUCCAAUUAGGUAAAUAUUGUGAAAAUGAUCUUUUUGACUUUUUUAUUAUUGUGUAAAUAUAAAAAUUUAUUAGGUUAUUAAGUUUGAAUAAGAGUGUUCUGUAAAA
Molecule: messenger RNA, 2229 nt
Organism: Amyelois transitella
Lineage: Eukaryota; Metazoa; Arthropoda; Insecta; Lepidoptera; Pyralidae
Product: DNA-binding protein Ets97D
Exons: 11
Coding region: 161-1528 (455 amino acids)
Biological process (GO): cell differentiation; regulation of transcription by RNA polymerase II
Cellular component (GO): nucleus
Molecular function (GO): sequence-specific DNA binding; DNA-binding transcription factor activity, RNA polymerase II-specific
Source: RefSeq, a predicted model, not a curated record